This is a messenger RNA of Adineta steineri, 2121 nucleotides long. The record is from the annotation of a GenBank genome assembly. NCBI's taxonomy places the organism in Eukaryota, Metazoa, Rotifera, Eurotatoria, Adinetida, Adinetidae.
AUGGUAUCGGAUAAUAGUCUUUCGUCUUCCUUACAGACAACAUUAGCUGUUGGUGGUGCACUAGCUCUUGUUGCUGGAGCUGUUAUUCAUCGUCAUAAGGAUAAAUUAUCAUCAUUUAUUGUAGAAGAUCUUACUAGUGAAGAAAUCUAUCAAGAUGUUGACUGGCAAAAGCUGACUAUUUCAGCUCAGGCACAAGGAUCUUCAGAAGCACGAGUUGCUGCAUCACUUGGUUCUCGACCAUUACUUACUAGUGGUAAAUCAGACAAUCGUGUUUUUACAACAUUCUAUGAAGGUUUUAAAUGUGGCAAAGAUAUUUCAAAUAAACUUGGAGAUGGAAAAUGUUUAGGUUAUCGAGUUGAUCGUCAAUCAGAAUAUCAAUGGGUAACAUAUGAUGAAACAGAUCAAACUGCUACUGAAAUCGGUAGUGGACUUAUUCAUUUAGGUGAAAACCAUGGACAAGAUACAUUUAUUGGUAUCUAUGCAACUAAUAGUGUUGAAUGGUUAACUACAGCAAUAGCAUGUCAUUUUCAUAGUAUGAUUUAUGUACCUCUUUAUGAUACACUUGGAGAACCAGCUAUUGUUCAUAUUAUUAAUCAGACUUCAUUAAAAACAGUUUUUGUUGAUAAGCCUGAAAAUAUUUUAACCUUACUUAAACUUAUUAAAGAAGUUCCAACAUUAAAACGAAUUAUACUUACAAAAAAAUUAUCAACUGAACAAGAGAAUGAAAUUAGAAAAAAAGCUCAAGAAGUUGGAAUUGAAAUAAUGUCAUACAAUCAAUUACGAGAACUUGGUCGAUCAAAACCAGUAGCACAUCAUCCACCUAAAGCUGAUGAUAUCUUUGAAAUUUGUUAUACAAGUGGUACAACAGGUUUACCAAAAGGUGCAAUGUUAACAAAUAAAAAUAUUGUUUCAUUGGCUCAAUCUGGACGUGAACAUUUCGAACCUGUUUUUGGUGGAUUGGAAACAUUAAUUUCAUAUUUACCAUUAGCACAUUCAUAUGAACAAACUAUUGAACUUCUUUUCUUAUGUAAUGGUUUUAAAAUUGGUUAUUAUUUAGGUGAUGUACGUCAAUUAGCUGAUGAUCUUGCUCAUUUAAAACCAACAGUAAUGCCAUGUGUACCUCGACUUCUUAAUCGAAUGUAUGAUAAUAUUCAAGCAACAAUUCGUCAAUUAAGUCCAUUCAAACGUUAUUUAUUCAAUAUGGCUUUAUCAGCUAAAACAAAUGAUGUUGCUCAACAUCGUGUUAGACGUCAUAUGCUUUGGGAUGGUGUACUUUUAAAACGUAUUCAACAACGUCUUGGUGGUCGCGUGAAAGUAAUUAUUAGUGGUGCUGCACCAUUAUCACCAGCAAUUCUUCAAUUUCUUAAAAGUGUUUGCGGUGCUUAUGUUGUUGAAGGUUACGGACAAACAGAAUGUUGUGGUGUAUCAUCCUGUCAAACACUCGGUGAUCCAACUGUUGGUAAUAUUGGUGUACCAUUACAUUGUAAUAUGAUUAAAUUAGCUGAUGUACCUGAUAUGCAAUAUUUUGCAAAAGAUAAUGUUGGAGAAUUAUGUAUUAAAGGUUCAAAUGUAUUUAAAGGUUAUUAUCGAGAUGAUGAAAAAACAAAAGAAGCUCUUGAUAAUGAAGGAUGGUUACAUACAGGUGAUAUUGCUAAAUGGACAGUUACUGGUCAAAUUCAAAUCAUCGAUCGAAAGAAACAUAUGUUUAAAUUAGCACAAGGUGAAUAUGUUGCACCUGAACGUAUUGAAAAUAUUUAUAUUCAUAGUAAAUAUAUUGCUCAAGUAUUUGUUUAUGGCAAUGGUUAUAAAUGUUAUACAGUAGCUAUUAUUGUUCCUGAUGCUGAGAUACUUGAAAAAUAUGCUCGUGAUAAUAAAAUUACAGGUGAUAUUGUAACAUUAUGUAACAAAAAAGAAAUUAAAGAUUUAAUAUUUAAUGAUCUUAAACAAUUAGAAAAAGCUCAUUCAUUAAAAGGUUUCGAAACGGUAAAAGAUAUUUAUCUUCAUCCAGAACAAUUUUCCGUUGAAAAUAAUCUUUUAACACCAACAAUGAAAACAAAACGACCUGAAUUAGGCAAAUAUUUCGAAACAGAAAUUGAAGAAAUGUAUAAAAAUAUUGAAUAA